UUUAACACUCACUUGAUGGAUUUGUCUUCUGUUUGUCCCUCCCUUUGUCUCCCUCUCCCCCUUCCUGUCCUCUUCACACCUGAAGCACAAGAGUCCGCUGACCUUGUGCUCUUAAUUGACGGAUCAGAGAACGUUGGAGCUGCCAACUUCCCCCAUGUCCGCGAUAUCGCCCUGAGAGUGAUCGAAAGCCUUAACGUGGGCAGAGAUGCCAUCCGCGUGGCCGUGGCACUGUAUGGCGCCGACCCCGAGAUUAAGUUCUAUCUCAAUAGCCAUGACAACAAAGGGUCGGUCCAGACUGCCAUACAGGGGCUCACGUUCCCAGGUGGCGAUGAGGCAAAUUUGGGCGCUGCCUUGGAGGAAGUAAUUGAAAGCCUGCUGAUUACGGAGGCAGGGGGAAGGGCAGAGGAGGGCGUGCCACAGAUCCUGGUUGUAAUCAGUGCAGGGCUAUCCAGCGAUGAUAUCAGUUUAGGGGAGCAGGCCUUAAAGGAGUCCAAUAUCUAUACUUUUGGUGUGGCCAUUGGUGAGACGGCAAGAAGCACUAUGGAAAUGGUGUCAUCCGAUUCAAGCUUUGUGGUAAAUGCUCCUGAUCUGACAGCUGUGGAUAGCAUGGCUGACCAACUGCUACCAUACAUUAGUGGUGUGGCUAAACGGGAAAUUGUGUUACACACUCAAAUUACUCAAGGUAUGGACAGUCCAACCAUCCAAGUUGGGGCAAGGGACAUCAUUUUCCUACUUGACAGCACUAUGGGGAGUACUUCUCUGAAUGCAGUGCGUGAGUUUAUCAGAAAGUUUGUCGACACUAUGCCAAUAGGUUCUGACCAAGUGCAAAUUGGUUUGGCACAAUUUGUCUCAACCCCCAGUUUAGUGUUUGACCUGAACACACACAGCUCAAGCGCCACAAUAAGUGAUGCGCUGGCCAAACUUCGCCCUAAACCUGGGACAACGGUGAACAUCGGUGCCGCGUUAGACUUUGUAAGGAACAACAUGCUGAAACAAGAAAAGGGCAGUCGCAUCCAAGAAGGUGUGGCCCAGCUCUUGUUGUUGUUUACCAGCAAGAAGUCAACCGACAGCGUGGACCAAGCAGCAACAGCCCUCCAGCGUCUGGGAGUUCUUACCAUGGCAGCGGGGCAAAAAUCAGCUGAUCAGGCAGAGCUUCAGACUAUUGCUUUUGAUCCGAGUCUGGUGUUCAUGCUAAAGGACUUCCGAGGGUUGCUACGCAACCCAAAAAUGAUAGUGUCUCCACUCUCUACAUUAUCAGGAGUUGUUGUUACAGAAGGACCGACAGAGCCAGUGGUGGAAAUAACAACAGUGCAGACCCAGAAGGUGGUCAGAGAUAUUAUCUUCCUGGUGGAUGGGUCAGACUACGUUGGUGGUAGAAACCUGCCCUUUAUCCAGAGUUUCAUCAGUGGUAUUGUUAACCGCCUGGAUGUGAGGCCUGAACGUGCACGGAUUGGGCUCAUGCAGUAUUCUGACAGACCAAAGACAGAAUUCUCCCUGAACACCUAUGAGUCUAAGCAAGACGUUCUUACUGCCAUUUCACAGCUUCGCCUGAUGGGAGGUCGCACUUUGAACACUGGUGCCGCCCUUGCGAAUGCCCUGGAAAAUAAUUUCCAGGCUUCCGCUGGGUCUCGUAGGAGAUCGGGAGUCCAACAGGUGCUUGUUCUUAUCACUGGAGGUCCAUCCCAAGAUGAAGUGAAAAGAGUGGCAGACAGACUGGCAGUGGAAGGGGUUUUAACCUUUGCAGUCGGUGCAGGCCAAGCUGAUGAAAGGUUCCUUACAACUGUAGCCUUUGUACCACAACUGGCCUACUAUGAGGACCGUUUUGAUUCCCUGCCAAAUGUUAUUGAUCGGAUAUUUACACCACUGAUAACAGUGGUUGGAGACACAGAGAAUGUAACACCACCUCCAGCACCACCUGGAGGAGAGAGGGAUGUGGCAUUCUUGAUUGAUGGCACUGACGCUGUCAGAGCAGACUUCCCCUACAUCCGCGACUUCAUCAGAAAGGUCAUAGAGCCUCUUGACAUUGGGAUUGACAAAGUUAGAAUUUCAGUGGUGCAACACAGUGAGAGGCCUACACCAAACUUUUAUUUGAACACCUAUCCCACCAAAGAGGAAGUGCUGAACGCUGUUAGUGGGCUGAGCCUGGCUGGAGGGCGGAGUCUGAACACUGGCGUUGCAUUGAAGUUCAUGAAGGACACUAUCCUUUCACCAUCGUAUGGCAGCAGAGCAUCCCAAAAUGUCCCACAGUUUUUGAUUGUGCUUACUGGUGGAAGAUCACGAGACAAUGUGAAGGACCCAGCUGGAGAUCUGAAGACUAAAGGAGUGGUGCCAUUUGGUGUUGGUGUAAAGGAUGCGGAUAUCAAGCAGAUUGAAGCCAUCUCUCACAAUCCAUCCUUUGCUUUCAAAGUGAACGAGUUCAGUGAGCUUGACAAGGUCCAGGAGAGGCUCAACCAGAUCGUGAAUCUUCCCAAAGAAGAACUGGCACUUGUUCUGGAACAAGGUAAGUCAAAUCUCAAUUUUGAAAUUGGCAAAUGCUGGGAUAUCUGCUGUGUGCCUCAAUGCUGUCAAUUUUAUGUCUUAGUUCAUGCCUCUGAUGUAAAGAGAGAUGUUGUGUUCCUGCUGGAUGGUUCUGAUGGAACAAGGAAUGGAUUCAGAGAUCUAGUUGACUUCAUUCAGAGACUAGUAGAAACUCUCAAUGUCAAUGAAAAUAAUGACAGAGUUUCAGUGGUCCAGUACAGUGGAGACCAAGAGACCAAUUUCGAUCUGAAUGCUUAUUCUAAUAAAGAUGACGUUCUCAAUGCUAUAAGAAGUCUCAAACACAAAGGUGGCACGCAAAGUAAUACUGGGGCUGCUCUCACAUAUGUGAGGCACAGUAUAUUUACGGCAUCUUCUGGAAGUAGAAGACUAAAAGGGGUCCCUCAGAUUCUAGUUCUGAUAAGUAGCUCAUCAUCAAGUGAUGAUGUUGAGGGUCCCGCAGAAGCAUUGAAAGACCUUGAAAUACUGUCAAUAAGUGUUGGUGUGGGCAACACAAAUGAAAAUGAGCUGGAAAUGAUUACGGGCACACCGAAUCUUGUGCACAAGAUCUCUGGGUUUUCUUUCAUACCCUUAAUUGAGCCACUGCUUGUCGCUCAACUUCAAAGCAUUUCAAAAGACACCAUGGAAGCUGCUGGAGAGUUGCCUGACACUAUAGUUGAAUUAGACGCAGCACAAAGAGACAUUGUUUUUCUGCUGGAUGGAUCUGAUGACACAAGGGAUGGAUUCCCUGCUGUACUGCAGUUUGUGGAAAAUGUGGCAGAGAAACUGAGUGUGGAUCAGGAUCAUGACCAGUUGUCUGUGGUACAGUACAGCAAUGACCCAGUGGUUCAUUUCCAUCUAAAUACUUACACGUCCAAGAGAGAUGUCAUCAGUGCUAUCAGGAACCUGCAACACAAAGGGGGAAGUCCACAGAACAUGGGAACGGCCCUUAACUAUAUAAGAGAAAAUGUUUUUUCCCCUUCAACUGGAAGCAGACGUCUUGAAGGUGUUCCCCAAAUUCUCAUUGUGUUGACGGGUGGAAGGUCACAAGAUGAUGUUAGGCAUGCUGCUUUGGGCCUGAAAGAGGAGAAGAUUUUAUCAUUCACAAUUGGAACACAAAAUGCAGAUAUAAUUCAACUACAAACAGUAGCUCACAUCCCUAGCUACACUAUUUCUAUUCCUCACUUUGGAGACCUUCAAAGUAUUCAACUCAAACUUCUGUCAUUUGUAAAACAUGUCCCUCGCUCACCAAGAUUGCAGUCUCCUCCUGUAGUAGAAGAUAUUGGGCGAAGUGAUGUUGUAUUCUUGAUUGAUGGCUCUGAUGCCCUGAGUUUUCCGCUGAUGAAAGAUAUUGUACUCAGAGUUGUGGAGAAACUUGAAUUUGGACCAAAUAAAUGUCAGGUUGCAGUAGUCCAGUACAGUGAUCAGGCAUCAGCUGCCUUUCUGCUCAACACACACUCCAAGAGGGAUGACAUAAUUGAAAGUGUGAGACAGUUGAAGCAAAGAGGUGGAAGACCUCUGAACACUGGGACAGCUCUUCAGUAUGUGAGGGAUCAAGUAUUUACUGAGUCCUUUGGGAGCAGGCGUCUUGAGGGUGUCCCUCAGUUGUUGGUUCUCUUGAGUGGUGGAAGGUCUAAUGAUGACAUUAGAGGUCCUGCUGCCUCCCUGAAAGCCACGGGAGUGAUCCCGGUGAGCAUUGGCACAGCAGGCGCAGACACCCUUGAGCUUCAGACAAUAUCACAACAACCAAACUACUACUUUAUGAUAAAUGACGUCAAUGACAUUCCAACGGUACAGGAGAAGCUCUUGUCUUUGGUGAGGAGUACUUCUCCUCAAAAGAGACCAACUUUGCCACCACCUUCAUUUGAAUCUACCAAAAAAGACAUUGUGUUCCUUCUCGAUGGUUCUGAGGAUACUAGGGCUGGUUUUGAAUGGAUUCGUGGCCUUGUUAAAAAAAUUAUUGAAAACCUCAACAUAGAGGAAAAUGGUGACAGAGUGGCCCUUGUUCAGUACAGUCGGGAAGCAAGAGCCAAUUUCUACUUAAACUCGUAUUCCUCAAAGAACGACAUGCUUAAUGUGGUCCAGUCUUUGAGACACAAACGAGGAAGACCGCUUAAUACUGGAGCAGCUCUACAGUUUCUGAAAGAUAAUGUCUUCAUUACUUCAUCUGGAAGCAGAGUCUUGGAGGGUGUACCACAAAUACUUUAUAUAUUUAGUGGUGGAAGGUCUAAUGAUGAUGUGCGAGCAAUAUCACAAGUUUUAAGAGACAGCAACAUCAAAACAAUUGCUGUUGGGACACAGAAUGCUGACACGCUAGAAUUGCAGACUGUGUCUUACACACCUGCUCAUGCAUUUUCUGUGUCUGACUUCAGCAACAUUGAAAAUGUACAUGACAAAUUAAUAUCAUCUAUGACCUACACUCAAGAAUUUGUGGAACCCACACCAGCCAUUUUGGCUCCCACCACAGGCAUGACAAGAGACAUUGUGUUCCUAAUUGAUGGGUCAGAUGAUAUGAGAAAUCGAUUUUCUGCCAUACGAGCGUUUGUUGGGAGCAUGGUGGAGAAGUUUGAUGUGAACCAAAAUAAAGAUCAAGUUGCUGUUGUUCAGUUCAGCAACAUCCCAACAACUGAAUUCACCCUGAACACUCAUAGAUCAACAGAAAGUGUAUUAAAUGCCGUGCAAAACCUUAGACCAAAAGGGGGAAGGCCACAUUAUACUGGAAAAGCCCUACAGUUUGUGAAAGACAAUAUUUUCACACAGAGUGCAGGGAGUCGACACCUGGAGGGUGUACCUCAGAUUCUUGUGGUAGUCACUGGUGGUAGAUCUAGAGACUCCCCUCAUGGACCAGCUGGUGCAUUGAAAAGAAUGGGAGUGUUGACAUUUGCUGUUGGCUCACAGCUCACUGACCGUAUGGAAAUGCAGGUCAUUGCCUCUCAGUCUGAAGAUGCUUUCAUAUCACCUGGCUUGGUUGACUUCAAAAACAUUCAACAGAGUUUGAUGACAAAACUUUCUACCAUCAAAGAUGGGGAGAUCAUUACAUUUGAUGGUUUUGGAAGUGAUGUGACAAAAAGGGAUGUGAUGUUUCUUGUGGAUGGCUCAGACCACACAAGAAGUGGAUUCCAAGCUAUACAAGAUUUCAUAUUCAAUAUCGUGACGAAGCUUGAUGUAAGAAGAACUGGAGAUAGAGUAUCAGUGACUCAGUUCAGCAAUGUAGCAGUGCCCAAUUUCUAUCUCAAUUCAUUUUUGAAACAAGAAGAUGUUUUGAAUGCUAUUAAAGGACUUACACAUAAAGGAGGCAGGCCCCUAAACAUUGGGAGAGCCCUGCAGUUUGUCAAAGACAAUAUAGUAACCACUCUCUCUGGGAGUAGAUACAAGGAGAAUGUGCCACAAAUAUUGGUUUUGGUAGUGGGUGGAAAGUCCAGAGACAAUGUUGAGGCUCCAGCUUCGGUUCUAAAGGACUUUGGAGUGCAGACAUUUGUUAUUGGAAUGGGGGACUCUGACAGAAGGGAGCUCGAAAGGAUUGCGGUCAGCCCAAAACAUCUACAAUUAUUGCCAGAUUCAACUGGUCUCUUAUAUAUCCAACAACAGCUUCUGUCUGCCAUUGUCACCCUUGAAAUCGAGACCACACCCAUAUCACCAACAAUCAUGGUUGACAGAAGAAUGCCCCAAAAAGACGUGGUGUUCAUGCUGGAUGGUUCCGAUGGAACAAGAAACGUGUUCCCAGCAGUGCUUGACUUUGUUCAAAGAGUGGUGGAGAAACUAAAUGUGGGUGAGAGCAAAGACCGUGUCUCUGUGGUCCAGUACAGCAGAGACCCAGUGGCCCACUUCUACCUGAACACCCACUCAAGGAAGGAGGAUGUUCUUGAGAAUGUUAGAAGUCUGAGACAUAAAGGAGGACGGCCUCUCAACACUGGUGCAGCUCUCCAGUAUGUGAGGGAGAACGUGUUCACAGCCUCCUCCGGUUCUAGACGCUUGGAGGGUGUGCCACAGAUACUGAUCCUGCUUAGCGGUGGAAGGUCUUUUGACGGUGUGGACGCUCCAGCCUCGGCUCUGAAGGAGCUGGGAGUGCAGAUCCUUCCAAUUGGAAACAGGAACUCUGACAGCAGAGAACUGCAGAGGAUUUCACACGACCCUAGUUACGCAUUGUCAGUGUCUGACUUCAGUGACCUUCCGAGUGUUCAGGAGCAACUUCUCUCUGUCGUGAGCACUGUAGUAGUGGUGGCCACUCCCAUAACACCAACAGUCAUAGGUAAGAACGCAUGUGUCUGUUGUGUCUUGUGUCGUCCCUGCUGUAAGACAAUGUGGUUGUGUCAGUGACGGAAAGCAAAAAAUGUUAAGUUAUCUACUCAGUUGGACACUAGGGCCAAACGGUUUCAUGCCUGCGGAAAUAGUUGCAAAGUGUGUGCUUGGCAG
Molecule: messenger RNA, 6927 nt
Organism: Clupea harengus (Atlantic herring)
Lineage: Eukaryota; Metazoa; Chordata; Actinopteri; Clupeiformes; Clupeidae
Product: collagen alpha-3(VI) chain
Exons: 12
Coding region: 16-6831 (2271 amino acids)
Source: RefSeq, a predicted model, not a curated record